AUGUCUUCAUCAGCCACCCAAUCCCCUCCCUCAUACUUAACAACUCUCCCCGGUGAACUCCGCAAUCAAAUCUUUACCCUCUGCAUAAAUCGCGCUCUAAAUCACCAUCUCUUCCACCCCUUGACACUCGCCAGCUCCCCCUUCACAACCUCCGUCUACUCUCCAACCGCAAAAACAGGACAUCUCAAACUCUCCAACAUCGGGCCUCUUCCCCUCCUCUUCACCAACAAGCAGAUCUUUGCCGAAGUGUCCUCAUUGCUUUACGGUAGAGUCGAACACGUAUCCAUUGAUGAACAGGUUGGAGUGUGGUUAGAUGACGAUGCUUCGUCGCGGUGGGAGUUCGCGUACUCACUUCUGCAAGGAAGGGCCGAUUUAAUGAAGGUAGUUAAGAGCGUCGAAAUCACGCUCCCUCGAACGCCCCGCCCCUUUCUGCUUGCUGCCUACGCCUCUAUGACCCGCACCCCGCUUCCCAAAAACACAACCCUCGAAAGCAGCGCCCUGGCAAUUCUUCCCGGACUAGAAACAUUUCUAGUGCAGUUCGAGAACCUGGAACGCGUGAAGAUUGUGCUGGUUGCUGAAUCCACGGAUCAGAUUCCUGUUUAUGAGGAGUUCAGGGGGUUGUGGAAGUUAUUCGGGGAGAGAUUGAAGGUGGAGUGCAAGACAAGAAUGGAGAUAGGACCGCCUAACCGGCAAGUUGCGCCGCUAGCCAUCAUUCAUGGGCACCGGCAGAAGUGGCAAGAUGGGUGGAUGAGAGUUUCAGAGGGAAGUUAUAAUCUUCCGUUUCGCGCCUUCCCCUUGGAACUUCGCACCCAGAUCCGGGAUUACUUUAUCCAAGACGCCGACAAAGUAGCAGAGAUCAUCACACACCCAGGAUUCGACAGAAUGAUCUCACCCGCGAAAUGCCCUUGCUACCUCCCUAUGCGAUACGCUUUCCGCGACACCGGCCUCCUCAUUAUUGGUAUUACUCCGAAGGAUAUCCCGGGCUUAAUCUGGGCCAACACACAAAACUCUCCAGGGAGGUUCUGGGAUGAUAAAGGACAGAAUGUGUUUAACUUAUUGGGAGUUGCAUUUUUGGGAUCUGGCGAACUUGAUAAAAUUGCCGGGGGUUAG
This is a messenger RNA of Hyaloscypha bicolor E, 1110 nucleotides long. RefSeq lists its product as uncharacterized. NCBI's taxonomy places the organism in Eukaryota, Fungi, Ascomycota, Leotiomycetes, Helotiales, Hyaloscyphaceae. The transcript has 2 exons. The record is from RefSeq and is a predicted model, not a curated record. The coding region runs from base 1 to 1110 and encodes 369 amino acids.